AUGAAAAAUCUUGUUAACUAUUUAAGCGCAUUAAUAUUGAUGCUAUUGCACAUGAUAGGAUAAGUUAGCAGUUAAACACCUUUUAAUUCAGUUGCUGUUACUGUACCAACCAACAAUAAAGUUUUGGCAACUUCUGACCAUCGAAUAUUAUUAAAAUUCACUACAUCACCUUUAAGUACUAUUCCAACAGGAAGCAUUCUCUCCAUAUAAAUAUCACCUACAAAUAUUUUUUUUUUUGGAGCUAAUUCUCCUGAUCCUAGCUCAAUAAGAUAUACUAUAGGAUCUUAAAGUUAAUAGAGUUUAGCAUAGGCAUCAGUUUAAGCUAAUUAAUAGGCUUCGUAUUAUGAAUUACUCCUAUCUAACAUAAAUUAUAAUUUUGCAAAUACUGAUAAUUCUAUGGAGGUUGUUUUUACUAUGUAAAAUGCAAGAUGCAACUGCAAAGCUACCUUUUUAGUAACAAUUUAAAAUCUAGGUGGAGCUACAAAAUAUUAUAGAGGAUCAGGAAGUUUUAGUUAUACUUAAGAGUAAAGCACUUGUAUAAAUAUGAGUGUGAAUGAUGGGACUACUGGAAAAAAGGGAUUAACUGCUAAUUUUAAUUUUUAACCAAAAUAUAAUAUUUAAGCGAAUUCAUAAAUCCAGAUUAAAUUUACAAAGUGGUUUCCUGAUCUAUAAGAGGGAGUAUUUUUUGAUUUUGGAGACUCAACUAAUCUUCCAAGCUCAUGUUCUUAUAUACCUGCUGCAGGUUAAAAUGGCUUGUACAAUCCUUCAUUUACUUGUACACUUUUUGUCUCUGAUCAGACAAUAAAAUUUUUAAAUAUUAACUCACUAGUAAUGCCAAAUAGUUAAUAAUACCAAUUAUAAUUAACUUAAUUUAGAAAUCCUUUCUCCACUAUGCCUGAGACUAUAAGUCUUUGGAUUUCUGAACUGAUUCCUUCGGGAGGAGAUUAUUAGCUAAAAGAAUCAUGUACUUUUACUACGACUCCAACAACUCCUGUUACGUUUGUUUACACAACUAAUCCUGCAACACCAGUUCAGACUUAAGGAUCAGUUCAAACAUUAACUUUUUAAGGAGUAACAAAUACUCCAUUUGAUACAGGAACCUUCCUAAGAGUCAUCUAUGACUCUUAAAUUGGAAUAACAUAUACUCCAACUUCAUCUUCGGGUACUUCGAUUGGGGGAGGAAAAAUGUAACUAGAUAUUUAAAAUUUUUUUCCAAGCAGUUUAGCUACUGGCUCACAAUACAGCUUUAGUUUGUAAAUAACAAAUCCUAUGUAUGCAACUUAGAAUAAUAUUAGCUUUAUGAUAAUGUACAAAAGUUUGUCUUCAACUAUUUAUUAAUAAGAAUAAAUUUAAAGUGCCUUUCAAUAUUCAACAAUUGCAGGAAGCUUAACUGCAUCAUUAGUAACAAUAGCUGAUCCAACUAUUUCUGUUAUAACUUCAUAUACAUUUUCAAUAACUGUUAAUUAAAAUUAUAGUCCAGGACAAAUUCUGUAUUUCUCAUUUCCUGCUUCUUCAUUCAGCUUUUCUUCGCCAUCAUGUUCAUGGAUUUCUGGAGCAAAAAUUAGCAACUCACUUACCUGCUCUACUUUAUCCACUACAGAAAUUUAGUCAACAAAUAUAUUUACAAGCUCAUUGGUUCCAGGAGAUACCUUCUAAAUAUAGAUAAAUGGAAUUUAAAAUCCUCCAAAUACAGCACCAUCUGCAUUUAUAACUAUUAUUACUAAAACAGCUCCAGGGAACAAUCCUAUUGAAUAAAAUAGCUCUAUCUAAGUCACAGCUUAACCUAAACUGUUAACAGCUUAAAUAGCGAGUGUAAGUAGUAAUGUUGUAUAUAGUACAACAUCUAUUACAUUUAAUAUUACCCCAGCAAUAUUGGUGCCACAAAGUGGUAUGAUUUAAAUAACAUUUCCUUCAGAUCUAACAUAUAAUACUAACCCCUCUCUCGUUACUCCAGUUAAUUUAGGUAAUUUGUUUAGCAUUUUUAAUAAAUCUUUAUUUUACAAACAAAUAAAAUUUAAUAAUAUUUAUUAUUUCAAAUAAAUACUAGGGGGCACCACACUUCAAGGCACAUAUCCUAAUCUUUAGAUUAUUUUAAAUAGUUAAGCCCUUGCUGCAAAUACUCAAGUUUCAUUCACUUUAGUUGGUAUAAAAAAUCCAACAUCUACCAAAGAAUCGGCAUCUUUUAUUAUAAUAACAAUGGAUUCACUAGGCAACCCAAUUUAAAAAAAGAGUACAGGAUUAACUGUACAAAUGAAUUAAAGAGCAACAACUUCAAGCGUUACAAUAACAGGGACAAACUAAUUCACUGGAGCUUCCAAUGUUAAUUACACAUUCAAGAUAGUUCUUGCUGUCCCAUAAACUGGUUCUUGUCUAUUCACUAUUAAUUUUCCAACUUAAAUAGCUCUUAAUCCAUCACCAUCAUGCUAAAUAGGAGUUGGAAUUACUUCGAUAUCUUGCACAUUAACUACUAAUACUAUUAAGGCAACAGUCACAUUUGGUACAUUUCCUGCUGACUCUACAGUCAGUUUUGUAGUUUCAAAUGCAAAUAAUUACCUCAUUUCUGGAGUCUAUCCGUUUAGCUUUACAUCAGAUACAAGUUCAGGAUAUUUUAUAGAAGGAAACCCUACUAUUAAUUAUACUCUUAAUCCAUCUUAAUUAACAACUGCUACUGGGAAAAACAUUUAAUCCGUAAUGACGAAAACAGAUAAUAUUUAUUAAAUAAAUAUUACUCCAAAAUAAACACUUCCUAGUAAUUUACCUUAAUCAAAUACCUCAGUAGAUAUUACUCUCCCAUCCUAGGUAAAUAUAAUGGGAAAUACUGUGUGUUAAGUUAUUUCCCCAACAAGUAUUACCUGUGUAAAUGAUUCAGUAAAUAAAAAAUUUAAGUGUAGUCCAGCUGGAGAUUUUUCACAACCAAUAGUCAUUAAAAUUACAAAUUUAGGAUUUAACUAUACUCCAACAGGUUAGAGCGAUUCUUUAAUAGUUUCAACAUCUUAUAAUGGAAGCCCUAUCGAUUAAUCUAAUAAUGGAAUAACACUAAAUCAUAACUGUGAUCCUAAUUGCUUUCAAUGCAAUCCUAUAAAUUCAAAUACAUGUACUUCCUGCUUUGAUAGUUCACUAACAGCUAAUUAUUUACUUUAGGGAACUCAAUGUACUAACAUAUGUGGUCCUGGAUAUAUUGCUCUUACAGGAAAUAAUGUUUGUUAACCUUGCUAAAAUAAUUGUGCUACUUGUGUGACAAAUUAAACUACUUGCUCUUCAUGCUCUGGAAUUUAUUAUUUGUCUGGGAAUAAUUGUGUGGCAACUUGUCCUCCUGGAUAUUAUGGAAUUAACAAUACUUGCUAAUAGUGCAGCUCUCCUUGCGCAACAUGCUCUGGUUAGAGCACAUACUGCUUGACCUGUUUAAACAAUGCUCAAAAUAAUAUAAAUAUCUAUUCUUACAAAGGAACCUGUGUAUCCUAAUGCCCUCAAGAUGUUUCUAUUCCUUCAAAUUAUCAAUGCUUACCAUGUGCUGCUAAUUGUGCAAAAUGUUAAAGCGAUGUGAAUAAUUGUCUUGUGUGUCAAAGCCCAUAUUAUUUGAACGGAAGUGUAUGCGUUUAAACUUGCCCAAACUCUACUUAUCCAAACGCAGGAAAAUGCUAAUCGUGUUUUGCUCCUUGCGAUACUUGUUCUGGAGGACCAUCUAAUUGUACUAGUUGUCAAUCACCAUACUAUGUGUAUAACGGAGGAUGUGUUAAUGCUCCAUGCCCUAAUGGUACAUACUAAAUUGAUUCAAAUAGAUCAUGCAAUAGUUGUCCAAAAGGAUGCUUAGCUUGCACUUCUUUAAGCAAAUGCACAGUUUGUGAUAAUUCUUCAGGAUAUACAGUACUUUACAAUAAUUAAUGCUUAACUCAGUGUCCUUAGGAUAAACCUUUCCAAACGAGUAGUGGCUGUGAAGCCUGUGAUUCUUCUUGCUUGACUUGUAAGAAUUCAGUAGAUUAUUGUACUUCUUGCAGCGGCUCUUUAUAUUUAUAUAGUGGAAAAUGUAUUUCCAGUUGCCCUAAUGGAUUUGUUAAAAAUAGUUUGACAAAUACUUGUGAAAAUCCUCAAACAAAAGAAACUAGAAUCUACUUCCCAUACUUAAUUGGAGCUUGUAUAUUUAUUGCAAUUACAGCUGCAUCAAAAAUAAUGGUUAAAUAGAGUUAAUUCUUUACUAAUGCAACAGCUUUUACAUCUAUUUUUGAAUUUUUAAGCUGGCUCACUACAGGAAUAUUGAUGUUUAAUUACAAUAGUACUUAUGCAGACAAAACUAUUGAAGCAGGUUUAGCUGUUUUUUGGUUAGGAUUCAUCAUCUAUGUCAUUACAAAUAUUAUUGUAUUCUUUUAUGCUAAAAAAAAAUACUUAACUGAUAUAAGAUUCUAGACAUGGAGAUAGUCUACACGUGGAAAUCAACACAGUUCAGUAGUCAUUCAAACAUUUUCUUUGAUAUUUUCUUUUAAGUUUUUCCGUUUUAUAUAUGGAAGAUUUUUAAAUCGCUCAUACUUAAGUGCUAGAUUUGUUGAUAAUGAUGCUAUAUUCAAACCUACCAAUUUUAUAUCAAUUUUAAGCUAUAUUUUUUCUAGUACGCUGAUCAUAACUGGAUCAGCUAUAGCAUGCUACGAGACAUAAUUAAUUCAAGAUAAUCUAUAUUAUUUUAGCAUAGAAGCAAUUAUACUUACAUUAAUUAUGCUAUUCUUUAUUAUUGGAGAUGUUUUUAAAGAGCAUGAUUAUUUUACUCAUGACCUUGCUUCAGAUAAAAAAUCCAGAAUUUACAUUGAUGAUGGAACAGCUAAAAAAGAUCCUCUAAUGUCUAUGGAUGUUAGAAAUGAGCUAGAAAAAAAUGUUUUAGAAAAGUCUUUAGCAUAUGAUAGAAUGAAUAAUAGUAAUCUGAACAAUACAAAUACUCUGUUAAAAAACAAAAGUCUAAAAAAUGGCCAAUCAUCUAUUUAAGAGAUAGAGGCUGCAGACUUGAAUGAAAGCUCAUUGUAUAAUUCCAUGCUAAACUCUUAGCAUAAAAUAAAAAAACAAUAAAAUGGAGUUAUAGUAGAGGAAGACGGUGAACAAUCAAACAGACAAAAGAAAAAUGGUAAGGAGUCUUCAAUACAAAAAUCUGCCACUAAAAAUGGGGUUCUAUCCCCAUCGAAUACAGAGCGCUUUGGAUAAUCUUCUAGAUUAAAUGGUGAUAAAAGCAAACGAGCUAAUUCUUAAGAAAAUGUAAACAGUAAGGUAGUCGCUUCACAAACUGAUAUUGUUGGAGCAGCUGGAGCCAAGUUAGCUAAAGAUUCAUCUAAAAACCUCAAAAAAUCUUAGAAAUCUUUGAAAGAUAAAAACGAGAAAGUAGAAUCAAACAAGAACAAAGCUUCAUCAUCAUAAUCUCCUGAUAAGAAUGGAGCUGCUCAAUCUUCAAAUAAAAGCCCAAAAAAUAAUAAUUUAAAUAAGAGCUAAAAAACCCUAGAACAGAAUAAAAAGCUGAAUGAAGAUGGAGAACAAAUAUUAAAUGGUAAAGACUGUCACCAUUUAAUAAGAGUUUAUGAUAAAAACGGAAAUAGUAGCAGUAAACCAAAUUUAAAUUAAACUAAUAAUAUGUCACCCAGUCCUAAGUAGUAAAACGGUAGCAAGAGUCCUUCAAAAGGAGGAAAAAAUAAAUCUAGUGCUUCACCUAAAAAGAAUGGAGUCAAAGGAAAAGAUGCUAAAAAUAAGUAAAAUAGUCAAGGCUUGAUUGGCUUGGAAGAUGAAAUUGAGAGUGCCUAUAACCCAACUGAAGGAGGAAGACAGUUUAAUGGAAUUAAAAACUUAUAAACUAAUGACAGUAAAGAUGUUUAUAGCAAUAAUAGUAGCAAUAAGGCCAACGAUCAUCUUUUACAAGAUAAAAAAUAAAAUCCUGAAGGAGAAAAAAGUGAUAAUAAAAAAGGUUUUAAAGAUAAAAAAAUACUUGAUGAUGCUAGUGGCUUAAAUGAUGAUGCUGACAGUGAAGGCGAAAAUAUUAUUUAAGAUACCCCAAGUAAUUACAACUAUUUAAAUAUGAGAUUUGAAAGCAAAGAUUUAAUGAAUAUGUAAAACACAAAACCUUACCAUAAUAAUUUACUGGCUUCAACUGGUAUGAAGACUCUACCUGUUAACAAUGCUUCUCCUUUGAAUUAUGGAGCUCCUUCUCCCCUUGAUCCUGGAUAUUCAACAUCUUCUUCUCAAAUACAGUUUAACUCAGCCUCAAAGGCUCCACUCUAUAACUAAUUCUUUACGCCUGCAGAAUCUCCUACAAGGUAAUAAUCCUCAACUUUACGCCAAUCAGCUAAUAAUUCCCUCAAUCGCAACAAAAGCGGAAAGAAAAAGCUCAGCCUUACUCCAUAAAACUAUAACUAUAGUGCAAAUUAAUCUCCUUUAAGAAACGGAAAUACUUAAUCACCCUAAAGAAAUGGAAAUCAUUAUUCAAUUACUCCAACAAGUAAUACGUUUGCAAAUAAUGCAAAUAAUAUAAUGAAAACUCACUCAGAUUACGAAGAAGGAAUAAAGAUAUCGAAAAUCUUGGAGUAAGAAUAGUAAAAAAAUGGUAGAAGCACCGUUCAGCCAUUUUUUACAACUUAAAAAAUGACUUAAUCUGAUAAGCAGAAAUAGGACUACUUGGAUAACUAUGACUACUCCGUUCCCCAUACAACUAUCAAUGCAAAUCAUAUUAACACCAACGACUUCUAAACAGAAUCUUCAAAAGGAAGAUCUACUUCAAAAAACAAAGCGAAAUCAAACUCUCGUAAUCUUAAAACUCUUGAUAAUGAUCCAAAAAUAAAACAAUUGGAAGAUAUUUAUAAUUAAAAGCUUGUACCUUUCUAAAGCAGAGUUGCUUUGAAUAAUUAAUAGCAGAAUGCAAGUCAUUCUAAAGUUAACAAAAAACCUAUUAACGGAUUGUCUAUAGCAGAUCCUUCUAAUUUUAGCGAUUACGAAGGUGAUUAAAAUCCUGGCUACUUCUGA
Messenger RNA from Tetrahymena thermophila SB210, 6981 nucleotides. Its product is annotated as transmembrane protein, putative. The record is from RefSeq and is a predicted model, not a curated record. NCBI's taxonomy places the organism in Eukaryota, Ciliophora, Oligohymenophorea, Hymenostomatida, Tetrahymenidae. The transcript has 14 exons.